Grus americana (Whooping crane) is the source of this 3659-nucleotide messenger RNA. It is a transcript of the gene MCOLN3, whose product is annotated as mucolipin TRP cation channel 3. The record is from RefSeq and is a predicted model, not a curated record. Gene Ontology annotation, molecular function: NAADP-sensitive calcium-release channel activity. Gene Ontology annotation, cellular component: plasma membrane; lysosomal membrane. The coding region runs from base 798 to 2474 and encodes 558 amino acids. The transcript has 15 exons. NCBI's taxonomy places the organism in Eukaryota, Metazoa, Chordata, Aves, Gruiformes, Gruidae.
AGUUUCCUCUCUAUUUUCUUCUUUUUCUUCUUCUUUUUCUUCUGCAGUUUCUGGAGGCUGUAACAUCAAACAGUGCGAAACAGUGCUUUUUCAAAAAUUUGUUACUGAAAUUUCAUUUUGCAGUGUAGCUCUGUGGAGGACCAACUUGGAAAGAAGUUGUAUGCAUAACUGCGCGUAGCAACCACACAGCUGGAGACGAUACUGUAUAGAAGUCUGCUCCUGUUUCGUUUACUGUCCUUCCUCCCAGCACCUAGAACCAUGGUGAGAACAGCAGUGUCGCAGAGGCUCAGUUCCAUUGCAGAGGCGGCAACGCAGUACAGCCUGUCCGCUGUACAGACCGCAGCGCACCGCCACAAAACGCACUGCCAGCACCAUCCUGUGGAAGGUACACAUACAGCAGCCGAUGGAACAACUAAAUCGGGAUGGUCCGAAUUCUGUUAGGAGAAGCAUUGGAACUCGGUUGAUGUUGUUAUUGAACAGCUAGAGGUAUUUUACGGGGAUAAGGACAGUUUGUGUCCUUCCUCUUCCACGUUCCCACUUUUUCUUAAGACUGUAAACUGACUGGGAGAAGAACUAUUUUUUAAAUGUCUACAAAGCACCCACAGUAUUUGGAUGCUAUUAUUAUCUUAACACUAAUAAGAGGAAAGUAGAUGGACUUAUAAGACAGUAAGAGAUGGCACCUUCAAGAACUGUGUCAUGACACAACUAUUUCUGAUGAACUCUUACAGGAGCUACAGCCUGUCUGCCUGCACGUGUGAACAGCCCAUUUACUGUCAAGAUGCUUAAGGUGAAAAGAAAUGGAAAAUCCUGAAGUGGCUGUGAGCAGCUGCAGUGCUCACAAUGAUGAAAAUCUUUGCAGCUACAAACAACACCUGUCAGUAUCACAGGAGCGGCUUUUGGAGGACCAGCUUAGAAGGAAGUUAAAAUUCUUCUUCAUGAACCCAUGUGAGAAAUUCUGGGCCCGGGGCAGGAAACCUUGGAAACUUGGGAUUCAGCUACUCAAAAUAGCGAUGGUUACUAUUCAGCUGGUGGUGUUUGGAUUGAGCAAUCAAAUGGUGGUCGCCUUCAAAGAAGAGAACACUGUUGCAUUCAAACAUCUCUUCUUGAAAGGAUACAUGGACAGAAUGGAUGAUACCUAUGCUGUAUACACACAGACAGAUGUCUAUGACCAAAUAUUCUUUGCAAUAAACCAGUACUUACAGCUGCCCAACAUCUCUGUUGGAAACCAUGCUUAUGAGAAGAGGGGAGCAGAAGAGACAGCUCUGGCUGUAUGUCAGCAUUUCUACAAGCGAGGAAUCAUCUGUCCCGGAAAUGACACCUUUGAUAUAGAUCCAGAGAUUGUGACUGACUGCUUGUACAUUGAGCCAAUGACGCCGUUAGACAACACAACAGUGGGAAAGCACAACUUGAAUUUCACUCUGGAUUUCCACAGACUGGUGAUGGUGCAGCUCACGUUCAAUCUGAAGGCAAUCAACCUCCAGACCGUUCGUCACCACGAGCUCCCUGACUGUUACGAUUUCACUCUGACGAUAGUGUUUGAUAAUAAAGCACAUAGUGGAAGAAUUAAAAUAAGUCUAGACAACGACAUAGCGAUCAGGGAAUGUAAAGACUGGCACGUUUCUGGAUCAAUACAGAAGAAUACUCAUUACAUGAUGAUCUUCGAUGCUUUUGUUAUAUUGACUUGUCUAGCCUCAUUGAUCCUUUGCACACGAUCAGUGGUUAAAGGAAUUCAGCUCCAAAGGGAACUUGUAAGCUUUUUCCUAUAUUACUAUAAGAAAGAAGUAGCUUUCAGUGAUCAAAUGGAAUUUGUCAAUGGAUGGUACAUCCUGAUUAUGGUUAGCGAUGUCCUAACUAUUGUUGGAUCAACUCUAAAGAUGGAGAUACAAGCCAAGAGUCUGACAAGUUACGAUGUCUGUAGCAUACUCCUAGGAACAUCCACCAUGCUUGUGUGGCUUGGAGUCAUUCGCUACCUAGGUUUCUUUCGGAAGUAUAAUCUUCUCAUCCUAACGCUGCGAGCAGCAUUACCCAACGUAAUGAGGUUCUGCUGUUGCGCUGCUAUGAUCUACCUGGGCUAUUGUUUCUGUGGCUGGAUUGUACUGGGACCAUACCAUGUGAAGUUUCGCUCUCUGAACGUGGUUUCUGAAUGUCUUUUUUCACUGAUCAAUGGAGAUGACAUGUUUGCCACUUUUGCAAAAAUGCAGCAGAAAAGUUACUUGGUUUGGUUAUUCAGUAGGAUCUACCUCUACUCCUUCAUCAGUCUGUUCAUCUAUAUGGUGCUGAGUCUCUUCAUUGCACUCAUUACAGAUACGUAUGAAACUGUCAAGCACUACCAGCAAGAUGGCUUUCCGGAGACAGAACUUCAGAGAUUUAUAUCACAGUGCAAAGACUUACCGAACUCGGGCAGGUACAGGUUAGACGAGGAGAGUUCUGUAUCUGUCUUCUGCUGUUGUAAUGGUCCUAGUGAACGUAUCUAAUGGAUUGUGGGAGUGUAUCAUGGAGGCUUUAAAGCAGCACACGUUGCAGGAACUGGACAGUAGAGCUGGUGGAAAACCUUUACCUAAAGCCUGAGUUUGCUUUUCUGAAAAAACAGUGUAAGCCUGUGGCAGAAGCUUGUGAUGAACUUACAGUCUUUCUGAUUAGGCACUCUUACUGCUAGUUCAGGGGGUUUGGGGGUUUGUUUUUUUAUUAAUUAAAUUGUGCUAGAAUGGAAAGGGCAUUAAAAUGCUGUGUUCAGAGACUUGGCUAGAUUACGUGGGUAGACUAGAAAUGCAGUACCUUUCAACUAUAAGUAGAAAUAGUGCUGGACAACUGCAACUUUGAAGACCAACCCAGCCCUCAGUACCACAGGCAUUAUUUAGCUAUGGCUGACCCGGCACCCAAUGAAUGAAAGCUCACUCUAGAGCCCUCAGCAUUUUUUUGUUUGUCUACACUCAUAAUAAAAAUAAACUAAAACUCUGAAAUUUGAUGUAACUUGUUUCUGGAGACAUUACAGUGAACUGAUGCACAAGCCAUUCAGAUACGGCUGAGAGCAUAAACUAAAUGUUUCUACAAACCUAAGUACCACUUAAUGUAAGUGGCAGUCUCUUCUGGGAGAGGCCAGGGAUAUGCCAGGCCACAGCUGAAGUUCGAGGGGUCAGUUGAGUGGAGAAAUGUAGAUGUUCUCCUAUAUCCAGCGCUGGGUGGGAUCAGUUACAGUCCUCAGCUUCACAGUGUGCUGACCUUAGGUUUUUAAAGGAAAAGUCAGACAAAAGCACUUUCAAAAUAUCUAUUUUUUUAUUUGAAAUCUUCCUCUGGUACACAAGUCUGUUGAAGUCUAAACUAAGUUAAAUACUUAUGUAUUUAACACAUAUGUCUCUGAGAGUCCUAUCUGGGUAUUUCCUACCAACCUAAUAACCCGGUACUGUCAGCGGCUGUCUGAAACAUUAGAUCUUAUCAAAGUUCAGUUCUGACAACUUAGUUUAGAUACUUUGUUGAUUGUGAUACCAUUUAAUAGAUGCCUUAUUUUCUGUAGCAUAUUUUAGAUAACUUGUAUUUGUGAGCAACAAUCCUGUUGGUACGUGUGACAAUGUAUAAUGCUGUGCACAAAGGUGGACGACACUAAACAUGUUCUGUCUGGAUGUUUACACGUUGUAAAUGUGCUACAAUAAACAUUUCCAGCU